ACUUUAUUUAAAUUAUUUAAUUUCCCACAAGAUUCCAACCAAAACAUCAAUAUCUUUAUAAUAUAUAUAACAUGAAAUACAAAUCUCCAAUAAUCAUCGCACACAUAUAUUCAUCAAUGCCAGCCUUUUAUUAUUAUUUAAUAUUUUCGAUUUGCCAUUAUUAUUAUUAUUGUUUUCUUAAUCCCAUUUCGGACAGACUUAGGGAAGUUAGGAACAAUAUUAGCUCAACAACAACUAAAAACCAACACAAACUUUCCUAUUAUUUUUAUCGCAGAAAAAAAAAAAACCAUUUUCCAAAUCAAACCACCCCACUAAUUCAAAAAAUCUAAAUUCACUUUCACAGCUGAAAUCCAAUCUUCCUUUCUGCUCUCAUCACUCUCUUUACUCUACAAAAAAAUAAAAAAUAAAAACACAAAUUUUCUUUUCCUUUUUGCUUUUUUCCUUAAAACCCCUGUUAAGUUCUGUUUCUGCUUAACUUGGAGCUCUCUAAUCUCAAAAAUUAAGCUAAAAAAAUCUCAAGUUUUUCAAUUUUUUGUUUCUUUUUUAAAAUUAAAACCUACCUGUAUAAAGCUCUCUCUUCUAGCUCAUCCCCAGCUUUUCUUCCAUUUUUUUGUUCCUUUCUGGGUUUUAUAUUUUGGAGUUUUUUUUUUCCUCUAAAAAAGUAGGAAUUUUUUAGGUUUAAUUUUCAAGAAAAAUCGAGACUUUUUAAUAUUUGGAGAUGAUUUGAGCUCAAAAUCAAAAUGGGUUUUUAGGAAAACUUGUCCAAAAUAUAAUUAAAAAAAAUCGUUUGAAGGGUUUAAGAAUGGAAACAACUGUAAAUAGUACUAGUGGUGGUGGUGGGGUUACAGUGGUGGGAUCCGGUGCUCCCUCAGAUUACCAAAUCGCUCCCAGGUCCGACAACAACCCAAAUUCAACACCUGGAUCCGCGCCACCAGCUCCGCCGCAAGCUCCGCCUCAAGCUCCACCGCAAGCUCCACCGCCCCACCCGCCGCCUCCGGCGGGGUCUAUGCCAGAGAAGAAGAAGAGAGGGAGGCCUAGAAAGUAUGGUCCGGACGGGAGUGUCACCUUGUCUCCGAAGCCGAUUUCGUCGGCGGCUCCGGCGACGCUGCCACCGGUGAUUGAUUUCUCAGCUGGGAAACAGAAGAAAAUAAAGCCAUUGAGCAAAGCCAAGUAUGAGCUGGAGAAUUUAGGUGAAUGGGUUGCAUGCUCUGUAGGUGCUAAUUUUACUCCCCAUAUCAUCACAGUCAAUGCAGGCGAGGACGUCACAAUGAAGGUCAUAUCAUUUUCUCAACAAGGGCCUCGAGCUAUAUGCAUACUCUCAGCUAAUGGUGUGAUCUCUAGUGUUACGCUUCGCCAGCCUGAUUCUUCUGGGGGCACAUUAACAUAUGAGGGUCGCUUUGAGAUAUUGUCUUUAUCUGGUUCAUUUAUGCCUACUGAAACUGGAGGAACAAGAAGCAGAUCUGGUGGGAUGAGCGUUUCAUUAGCUAGUCCAGAUGGACGAGUUGUAGGUGGUGGAGUUGCCGGUCUGCUGGUAGCUGCAAGUCCUGUACAGGUUGUAGUAGGCAGUUUUCUGGCUGGGAACCAGCAUGAGCAGAAGCCAAAGAAACAGAAGCAUGAUUCAUUAUCAGGUGUCGUGCUGACUGCAGCCAUUCCUAUAUCUAGUGCUGAUCCUAAAACCAACUUCUCAUCUUCCUCGCAUCGUGGAGAUAGCUGGUCUCCUUUGCCUCCUGAUUCAAGGAACAAGCCGGCUGACAUUAAUGUAACUUUGCCAGCAGGGCAAUAGGGUUCACCUCACUGGUACAUCAAAAGGUUUGUCACUGACAACAACGGCAUUCAACCACGGAUCCUAGAAACUCACCUUCACACCUUCCUGUGUUAUUUUAUGUUAUCUUAUCAAAUAUUUAUCAGUACUGGCAUGUCGAUUUUACCUAUUUUCUUUUUCAGGUAGAAUUUUAGUUAGCUGAUUAGGUAGGCGCCUGUUGCUGUUGUGUCAUGUAAAAUAGCUGAUGUAAUAUUUAUCCCUCCCCUUGAGUUGCCUUCCUUCGGAUUGGAAAUUAUUGUCAUUGCUAACAUUUCAUCUACUCUUUUUGAAAGGCACUUAAUGGUGCUUUACUGGAAGCAAUAUUGGAAAUAAUUGUAAUGGCACUUUCAAAUCUUUUUAUUCUUUUA
Messenger RNA from Populus euphratica (Euphrates poplar), 2169 nucleotides. RefSeq names its product proline-rich receptor-like protein kinase PERK9. Bases 803 to 1783 code for a protein of 326 amino acids. Gene Ontology annotation, molecular function: minor groove of adenine-thymine-rich DNA binding. Lineage: Eukaryota; Viridiplantae; Streptophyta; Magnoliopsida; Malpighiales; Salicaceae. The transcript is spliced from 5 exons. The record is from RefSeq and is a predicted model, not a curated record.